Messenger RNA from Pseudoliparis swirei, 6107 nucleotides. It is a transcript of the gene pip4k2aa, whose product is annotated as phosphatidylinositol-5-phosphate 4-kinase, type II, alpha a. Lineage: Eukaryota; Metazoa; Chordata; Actinopteri; Perciformes; Liparidae. The record is from RefSeq and is a predicted model, not a curated record. The transcript has 11 exons. Gene Ontology annotation, molecular function: phosphatidylinositol kinase activity. Bases 756 to 2087 code for a protein of 443 amino acids. Gene Ontology annotation, biological process: phosphatidylinositol metabolic process.
UGCUCACCCGUCGAUUCACGUCUAGAUAGCCGCCCCUCGGCGUUUUCUUUUUGGUAUUCAGGCGGGGCACGAACAUGACAGGAUACUCCGCUGUCAUCUCCGCAGACUGAGCGCGUAAGGAGGGCUGAUCCGCUAUCCAGUGUUAGCUCGCGGGCUACGGAGACCCGGCUCUGCUUCGUGCAGUCGGUUGGCUUUACGUUACGUCGCCGACGAGGUCGGAGGGACUCCUGUUAGCUGGUUGCCAAGAGCGUUCAGUUGCUCAUUCGUGUAAUGUUUAAUAAUUCGCGCUAAGACUGCACAGUACGCUGUGUUUCCCUUGUGACUCGUUUCAGCAUUUUCACUUAAUUUACCGUUUGAUUUUUGCUAGCUAGCGCGCUAUUCGGCUAUGCUAACGCCAGCUUGGUGAGAGCUCGCAUCAUCAUCAUCAUCAUCACCGCCGGGGCUUGCAGAGAGCUCAAGACUCGUCGAGGAAGGAAGAGAGUGACUAAUGAUGAGGGCUGGGGGAAGCGGCGGAGUGUCCGGCGAAGGGGAGCAGCAGUAUUAGCGUGAACACGUCGCAUCGUCGAGGUAAAGCGCCGUCGGGUCAGCCAAACCGUGCGGGACGUUUGCGUGAAGAAAAUAAUUUGGAGGGGGCGCUUCGAUUUGCCAGCUGGCUAAAUGAAUAGUAUUGGUGUUACUGAGUCGUGAGCAAGUGGCCAGUGUGCCAGCUUCAGGGGAGACACUGUCAAGAUUACCGCACACACUGCAGUUUAAAGAUGGCUUCAGCGAGCAGCAUUGCCGCAGCUAUUGCGAGCAAAACGAAGACCAAGAAAAAGCACUUCGUCGCUCAGAAAGUGAAGCUCUUCCGUGCCAGCGACCCUCUGCUCAGCGUGCUGAUGUGGGGAGUCAACCAUUCGAUAAACGAGUUAAGCCAUGUUCAGAUUCCCAUCAUGCUCAUGCCAGAUGACUUCAAGGCCUAUUCUAAGAUCAAAGUGGACAACCACCUGUUCAACAAGGAGAACAUGCCCAGCCAUUUCAAGUUCAAGGAGUACUGCCCUCUGGUGUUUCGAAACCUCAGAGAGAAGUUUGGCAUCGAUGAUCAGGACUUCUUGAACUCUCUGACACGCAGUGCUCCUUUGAACAGUGAUGCCCAGGGACGGAGCGGGGCCCGUUUCCACACAUCUUAUGACAAGCGCUACGUCAUCAAGACCAUCAGCAGUGAGGAUGUGGCGGAGAUGCAUAACAUUCUAAAGAAAUAUCAUCAGUUCAUCGUGGAGUGCCAUGGCAACACAGUGCUGCCUCAGUUUCUGGGGAUUUACCGGCUCACCGUGGAUGGAGAUGAGACCUACAUGAUUGUCACACGCAAUGUCUUCUCUCACCGCCUCGCCGUCUUCAAAAAAUAUGAUCUCAAGGGUUCCACUGUGGCAAGAGAGGCCAGCGACAAGGAGAAGCAGCCGCCCCAACCAGAGGAUGUGCCCCCGCGGCCCAAAUCUGGUAACGUUCAGCAAAGGCUGCAAACACUGCGGAUUGCCACGCGCUUUUACUGCGCCAUGAAACACGUAAGAGAUGCAAAGGAGCUGCCCACCUACAAGGACAAUGACUUCAUCAAUGAUGGGCAGAAGAUCUGCAUUGACGGGGAAAAUAAGAAGAUGUUCCUGGAGAAGCUUAUGAAAGACGUAGAGUUCCUUGCCCAGCUGAAGCUCAUGGACUACAGUCUGCUGGUGGGGAUCCACGAUGUGGAAAAAGCGGAGCAGGAAGACGUGGAGAGCGAGGACAAUGAGCCCGAGGAGGAUGGUGAGAGCGACGAAGGAGGCAUUGGAACACCCCCCGACAGUCCCAGCAACACCUUGGACAGCAACAAGCCUCUGUCGCCUGGAGAGUUUGAUCCCGCCAUCGACGUCUACGCCAUCAAGAGCAACGACAGUGCUCCCAGGAAGGAAGUUUACUUCAUGGCUAUCAUCGACAUCCUGCAGCAUUACGAUGCCAAGAAGAAAGCUGCUCACGCCGCCAAGACUGUCAAACAUGGAGCCGGAGCGGAGAUCUCCACGGUGAACCCAGAGCAGUACUCCAAGAGGUUUUACGAUUUCAUCACCACUAUCCUGUCAUAGCCUCCAGGAGCGACGGGGGGCACAGAGGCACUAUGAAAGGGAGGGCAAAGGGGAAGAGGGCGAGGCAGAGAGGUGAUGGAGAGGGAAGAAAAACAUUGUGAGGCUGAAUUAAUAAGGUGCUGUGAUGGCUUUUAUCACUCUCCUUCAUGCAUUCUCUUCAUCCCUCCCUGUUUGUUUCUCUCUCUUUCAAUGGCAUGCCAUGCUCUGCAGCUAAAAAAGAAACGUAAUUCGUUUACAUUUAACCUCUCCUCUGUAGACUUUUGCUCAUGUGUUACUUUGAAUGAUAAGGGUGUCGAAAGCAAGCAUCCAUGACAUGUUUUUUUUUCUUUUUUAUAUAUAUAUAAUUUGUUUGUGGAAAUAUGGCUUUUUAUUGCACCUAAUACAACAUCCAGCACCCUGCAUUAUAUUUUUGAGAUGAACGGGAGUGUAUAGAGUUCAGAUUACGGCACACGGUGCGGUUCCUCUUGUAAAGAAAAGGCUCAAGCAGGAUGUAUCGAGACAGUUCAUGUUGAGCCUCGCCGAAUGCAAUUGCUUCAUUUCAGGGAGUGGGAAGCAGUCUUCCAAUAGGCCAACAGCCAGACCCCCCCGCCCUCCCAAUGCUGUACAAGCACUAGGCCAAACCUAUAGUCCCAAUUGGGUUCCUGCCGCACCCCCUAACCUUUAGACGCCACCCCAUCCGCACCUUUUCCUGAGUGUACAGUGGAUGAAUUGUGCUUCUGGGUUAUCCUCUUGCCACACACUCGACGACAAACGUUUCUCAUGAGCUGAGAUGAGUUCACUUGCUGCAGUACAUUACGAUGCUCGUUUCCAGCACGAGUUGCACCUCAGCGGUUGUCAGUGCUUUGUCCCUUUCGCUUUGUUGUGCUGCACAGUGAUGUAAGAAUGAUUGUGGGAAGGACAUGUACCUAGAAAUGAGGAAAAAAAACAGGGAUUUGAGCAGUAAAUGUUGUUCACUGUCAUAUUCCCUCUGGAUGCGUUGGGCCUGGUUUUUGGUUCCUGUGGCAGGGAAUGACCCGGAUCUCGUGUGGGUGUCGUGAUGAAGAGUAAGUCACUCUUUGUAAUAUCUUCAUGUCGGGUGUCAAAUUGAAACAUCAACCACCCUUAACUUUCUGUUGCCAUCAGCACCUUAUGAAAAAAAUCAAAACAUUUUGCACUUUUAUUUGAGGUUAGGAGCUCUUGUUCUGUUACUAGUGCUGCGUCAAAGAGGGAAAGGCACUCUGCUCUAAAAGAAUCGAGUCUUUAGGGCCUGAUCUCAGAUCCUGUCUCCUCCUGGCCUCCUCCUUCCUCACCUGUGGGUGCACUUCCUGUCAGGAUUGGUAAGGAAGACUUUACUGCAAUAUCACACGGGAAAGUGGACGAGUUCUAUCGACAGGGCUUUUGUAAACUAACCUUCCAAUCCUCUUCAGGAGUGCUCCGGGGCGUGGGAUUGUUGGGGCGGUGGGCCGGGCAACGGUGUGAGUGUGCUUGUGCGCGUACCGGUCAGGCAGAAGACUGUUUACCUCCAGCAUCGUACCAGCACACACUCGAUGAUGGCGAACGACGUGCGUGUCAGUGUUCAAAACUUGUAAUGGGGGGAAAGAAAAGGGAAGGGGAGAUCGGGAAGAGUCGCUGCAGAUGUGAAGAUGCGCAUUAAGUCAUUGGCACCAACGGCGUCUUUCUCUUCUCUAACCUCGGCUGCGAGUUUGUUGUUCAUCGUUGUUUGUGAUGUUAUUGUUGACAUUUUUAAUGGUGGUUUAUCUGUGUUUGAAUUUGGCGGUUCUAUGAAUUAACGUUGUAAUAAUCGUUUUGUUUCAGUUUCUGUAUAUUUUGCACAAGAGGAAAGGAACCAAAUGUUUUGAAUACGAUCCCAAUUAGUUGAUAUAGUCUUAACAAGGGAAAUGCAAUAUACUUGUGUGUAAGUGAGAAAAGUUGUGCGUGCGAUGUUGUGUAUCACUUCUGGAUAAAACAUGUAAAGUCGUCCUCUUUGACCGUUGUAACCCAUGCAAAAAGCUUCCUUUACAAUAUCUUUGUUAGGAAUCACAUUUAUAUUUUUACAUUGGAUUUUAGUCAUAAAAUAUAGUUUUAUUAUAAAAAAGGAGCCACCCUUGGGAAUGAAUGAUGGUGCUGUGGUAAAUGAAGAAUGAUAGUGCUUGAAUUUACACAAUACUUACGAUAGAUGUAAAAAAAGAAGAAAAAAAGGUUAUAAAAAAAACUGCAUGUCACAGGACAAAGUUUCCUUCUCCCUCGCUGUCUGUGUUGUUGGCUGUUCAGGUUCUCUUUGUGUCCCCACACUUUAACCACAAUUGUGAGAUGUUCAGUGUUAAAUAGUCCCUACCAUGCUUUAAAUAAAUGUUUUUCAGUGUAUACACUGUGCAAGAUGUGUGCCUUUAUACUCCAAAAUUAUUUAAUUUUGUAAUUUUUUCUUUUUUAACAAAGGUAAAAGGUUAUUUUAACAAUAGGGUAUGUACUUUAUUCUCACGGCCCUGCUCAACCUUCUUCCACUCCAGCACCUCUGUAUUUACAUUUGUUCAUAUUAAUCGGUUUAACAACGCCAUUCGACUGAAUGUGUUUUAACCAACAUAAAAAGUGAAUAUCUGUCUUGAAUUUGAAUAUGGUGGAUUGGUUUGGAUUCUGUAAAUUCAAACCUAUCAUUGUGAUUAUUCAGUGUGUGUGUGUGUGUUGAAAUGUGGUUGUGUUUUGUCGUACUCGUCCUCGCUGACAGCUGCCCCCCGCCCCCACCUCAGGAGUCUGUCAGCAUCUUCAUCACGUUUACCUUCUAACUACAGAUUUAAGGAAUGCGUUUAUUUUUAUAUGAUACAAGUGGUUGUCCAAAAUUUCAAUUCCUGUCUAUAAACCUCCGACUCAUUUCUGAAACCACUUCAUGUUCUCUUAGCUUUUGUGUAACUACGACCGCCUGUUUGUUGUUAACGAAGGUCAUCAGCUGAUAGUUAAUCCUGAGUCAGUGGUUAUUGAUAUUUCAGUGUUCUUUCAGUAUUCAUGGGCUGUUUUGUUUCUAUGGUCACAUAACUCAUACUGUACAUAGGUUGUGUCAUAAAGAAAACAGGGAAUGAGGGGACAUAACCAUCUGUUUGGCCCUGGAGGCCUCCCCUGUGGUCCGAUAUCAGCAAGUGGAAAACAGAGCAGUGCAUGCUGGGAGAGCGAUUUCUUCUUUUUUUCCCAGUUUUUUGGGGGGGAAUAUUAACUCUGGAUCUCAUGUAAGGAAGGCGAUGAUGAUUCCAGAACUAAACAGAUGCAAAUUAAUAACACAUGCGCCCUGCUGCUGUACGUAGGAUCUAAUAAGUCCUCUUUUGUGACUUCUCUCAUGAGCUCCUCCACCCAUCAACCCCACCCUCCAGUAACCUGCUGCCACCUUAACUUGCCAAAAGCAUCUUCCAUGUCAGAACUACCACACAUGAGCUUAAAGAACAUUGUGUCUAGUAUAAUGCCUCUUAGUUUGAACUGAAUUAGUUUCUGACAUGCUGGGAAAUGGAGCACAGAUUGCAUCGCUGAUGGGUGAACUUGUUCAACGUUAAGAGAAACGACUACAUGUGUUCCCGUGGUUACGUGUUCAGCGUGUUUCGGGGAAUCUGAUUUACAAAUGCAAAUGACUGAAGCCAGGCAAGAUCUGCAGAGAUGGGGGGGGGGGUUGAAAAAUAAAUGAAUCUUUGUGGAGGAAAAACUUUUUUUCCCUGUUUUUUUACAUAUUGAAUUCUUUGAAUUUUGCAUGUUAGAUUCAAGUCAACCGACACCGGGCCCCAGAAAACAUGGCCUCUGCAAUGGAGCUUUGGUCUCACAAAAGUCUGAAGUACUUCUAAACAUCUAAAAGACAUGCAUUGCUGUGUAUGUGUAUGUGUGAUUGUUUGUUUGUGUGUGUGUGUAUUUCUGUCCGACAAUGGUUGGUGAGAAUUCUCUUUCAGUGGCAGAGGCCAACAUGAUGAUGUAUGUUUAUUGUUCUUCACAUGUGAUGAUGAUGAUGAGAAUACACUCCAUUCCAUAAGCGUUCACUCAAACAAAUUAAAGCACUUGUUCUGCUUAACUCUC